AUGACGACCGAGACCAACAUCGAGGCGCUCAUCGCAGCCGGGAAGCGCAUCGAGUACGCUUCCGGAUCGCAAUGGGAGCCGAUCUACGGGUACACCCGAGCCGUCCGCUUCGGCCCCUCCAUCUCCAUCGCAGGGACGACCGCCCCCUCCCUCCCCACCUCCACCCCUUCCACGGUCGCAGCCGACCAGACCCGCUCUAUCUUCAGCACCAUCGACAAGGCGCUCACUGCGCUAGGCGGGUCCAUGGGGGAUAUCACCCGCGUGCGAGUCUUUCUGAGGAAUGAGGCGGACUUUGAGGCGGUGAUGACGGUGCAUGGAGAGGUGUUUGCGCGAGCGGGGGUCAGGCCAGCGGCGACGGCGCUGGCGGGUGUGAAGAUGGCCCUGGAGGAGUUGCUGGUGGAGAUUGAGGUAGAUGCUAUUGUCGGAGCGGGUGGGAGUGAAGUAGUCAGGUUGACGGACAAGUGGAGCGUAACGAACGAAGGGUAG
Messenger RNA from Dioszegia hungarica, 486 nucleotides. RefSeq names its product Endoribonuclease L-PSP/chorismate mutase-like protein. The coding region runs from base 1 to 486 and encodes 161 amino acids. The transcript is spliced from 2 exons. NCBI's taxonomy places the organism in Eukaryota, Fungi, Basidiomycota, Tremellomycetes, Tremellales, Bulleribasidiaceae. The record is from RefSeq and is a predicted model, not a curated record.